GAGCCAUUCAAACAAGUGGCUCCGGCAGCACUUCGGGGCCGGAGCUGGGGAGCGGGCGCAGCGUGGCUCCCUGCCCCGGAGGCGCCGGGCCCUUCACACUGCCUCUUUUCUCUGACGCUUGCUCUUUAUUUGACGAUGAAAUAAUGUUGACAUGUCUUGAAUUAUUAAGUAUUCCCUGGAUUUUAUUAGCACAUGAUGCCUAAAUGCUGCCUGUAUCUGCUGGGGUCUUAACCAGAGAGGAGCGAAGGAGAGAGGCAGAGAGACAGAGCGAGGGAGAGGAGAGAGAGGGGUUUUUGACAGCUGUAUUUGUGCUGAUAAGCGAAGGCACAAGGAGACGAUCGACUAGUGAGACAAGAGGGAAGCGGCGGCUCGGAGCUGCUGAGAGGGGCUGCGCUUCCCUCCCGAGACGGCUCGGCCCUCCCGGUGCCGUGCUGGGGCUUGGGGGGGACCCGAACCCCCUCCCAGCGCCUGGCCGGGCUCUCGGCCGGUGCCUGUGCCAGGGGGCAGCUCGCUGGCUGGGCACACCAGCUGCGCGGGGCAGAUGCCGAUUGAGAUCGUGUGUAAAAUCAAAUUUGCUGAAGAGGAUGAGAAGCAGAAGGAGAAAGAAGAAGGGGACAAGGAGAGCCUGAUCGAGGAGCCUGCCCGGCCCCGCUCCCGGGAUCUGGCCACCUUCGCCAGCACCAGCACGCUGCACGGCUUGGGACACAUCUGCCGGUCGGGACGGCUAGGCGUGCGCCAGACCCUCUGGGCAUUUGCCUUCCUGGCCUCGCUCGCCUUCUUCCUCUACCAGGCGGCCAAGUCAGCGCUGCUCUACCUGGAGCACCCCCACGUCAUGGCCCUGGACGAGGAGGCCAUCCGCGAGAUGGUCUUCCCCGCCAUCACCAUCUGCAACAUCAACCGCUACCGCCACUCGGCACUCACCGACGCCGACAUCUUCCACUUGGCCAACAUGACCGGGCUGCCCCCCAAGGACCGGGAUGGUCACAAGGCCACGGACCUGCUCUACCCUGACCCCGACAUGGCUGACAUUGUCAACCGCACCGGCCACCAGCUCGACGACAUGCUCAAGAGCUGCAACUUCAGUGGCGAGAACUGCUCAUCCCGCGAUUUCACUGUGGUCUACACACGCUAUGGUAAGUGCUACACCUUCAAUGGGGAUCGGAGGAAUCCACGUGUGACCCGCCAAGGUGGCAUGGGCAACGGGCUGGAGAUCAUGCUGGACAUCCAGCAGGAAGAGUACCUGCCCAUCUGGAGAGAGACCAACGAGACAUCAUUUGAAGCUGGUAUCCGGGUCCAGAUCCACAGCCAGGAUGAGCCACCCUAUAUCCAUCAGCUGGGCUUUGGUGUCUCGCCUGGCUUCCAGACCUUUGUGUCGUGCCAGGAGCAGCGGCUCACCUACCUGCCACAGCCAUGGGGGAACUGCCGGGCCAGCAUGCAGGGGGAGCAGCUGCUGCCCGGCUAUGACACCUACAGCAUCGCUGCCUGCCGCCUCCAGUGUGAGAAGGAGGCUGUGGUGCAGAGCUGCCACUGCCGCAUGGUCCAUAUGCCAGGCAAUGAGUCCAUCUGCUCCCCUAAUGUGUACAUCGAGUGUGCUGACCACACACUGGAUGCAGCAGUGGAGGACAGCCAGGAGCGCUGCAGCUGCCCCACACCGUGCAACCUGACACGCUACGGCAAGGAGAUCUCCAUGGUCCGCAUCCCCAACAAGGGCUCAGCGCGCUACCUCGCCCGCAAGUACAACAAGAAUGAGACCUACAUUCGGGAGAACUUCCUGGUGCUGGACAUCUUCUUUGAGGCGCUCAACUAUGAAGCCAUUGAGCAGAAGAAAGCCUAUGACCUUGCUGGGCUUCUCGGUGACAUCGGGGGCCAGAUGGGCCUGUUCAUCGGUGCCAGCAUCCUCACCAUCUUGGAGAUCCUGGACUACAUCUAUGAGGUGAUCCGAGAUAAGGUGAGCCGGGUCCUGCGCCGCUCCAAGCCACCUCUGAAGAAGCCCUCGGGCAGCAUCGCCACACUGGGAUUGGAAGAGAUGAAGGACCAGAGCCCCUGUGAAACACUGGGUCGACACGUGGAGGGCGCCUACAACGCGGGCAUCCUGCCCAACCACCACCACCGCCACCACUACCCUCACCAGGGAGUCUUCGAGGACUUCGCCUGCUAGGCAAGACUGGGAGUGGG
Ficedula albicollis (Collared flycatcher) is the source of this 2175-nucleotide messenger RNA. RefSeq names its product acid sensing ion channel subunit family member 4 (gene ASIC4). Gene Ontology annotation, molecular function: ligand-gated sodium channel activity. Gene Ontology annotation, biological process: sodium ion transmembrane transport. The transcript is spliced from 10 exons. The record is from RefSeq and is a predicted model, not a curated record. Bases 542 to 2158 code for a protein of 538 amino acids. Lineage: Eukaryota; Metazoa; Chordata; Aves; Passeriformes; Muscicapidae. Gene Ontology annotation, cellular component: membrane.